AUGUCGGUCGUGGAUCGGCAGACGCAGCGAUGGCGCCGCUUCAAGCUCCAGCUUCAGCAGCGAAGACCACGACCCACAUCAGGCGGAAUGAGCUCGCAGCUGGCGCAGCGUGUUAUCCCAGGCGAUCGCUACACCAGCUACGCACUUCACGGCACCCGCCGCGGUGGCGUAGUAGUUACCGCCGCGCGUUCGCCACCGUCGCCACGCCAGUUUGAGCCUGGUGACACUCGGCCCUGCGUCCCUCGACGAACUCCGGGCAAGGGAGGACCUGGAACUCCGUGCCACUCGCAUGCUGGGCGAGUGGCUCAGCCAACGGGCCACCUUCGUCGAUCUGCCUGUGGUCCACCCCCAGCCGGCGGAUACCCUAGGAGACGCCACGAAGCCGGCAGCCCCGAGGACGGUUCCCCAGCACACGAGGAGCCCCAUGCUUCAAACUCGCUCCCUCCCUCUGACGACGAGGCCAUGGACCUCUCGGAGCAGCAUGCGGCAGCCAGCGAGCACGCGGAUGAAACCCUCCUGGAAAGGGCGACCGCCACCUCAUUCACGCCUCCUCCGAGUGAGGGGGUGCCUGGCACCACCCCCGACGCGCCGUCUGCUCCUGAUGGCGGCGCGCCCAGCGCAGCGUCGUCUGCCAGCGGUCCGGCUGCACACGAGAAUGCUACCGCCGUGAUGGAGCUGGCAGAAGAGACAACCACCGUUUCGUCACCGCAGGGCCCCGUGCACCCCGCGGCGCGGUUCCUGAAGGACCCGCCACGCCAGACUGCUCCGCGGCCGAAGCCAAAAUGGAAGAAGAAGCAGCAGAAGCAGAGAAAGGCGCCGCGAGUCGUCCAUUGCCUCUCCCGAGGCAAUGGACGACUCGCGGCGCCCACCUGCUACCCCGGUCACCCCUAG
Molecule: messenger RNA, 891 nt
Organism: Dermacentor andersoni
Lineage: Eukaryota; Metazoa; Arthropoda; Arachnida; Ixodida; Ixodidae
Source: RefSeq, a predicted model, not a curated record